GUCCAUUGCCCGGGUAUCUACGCACAGACGCCGCUAUCUUUGACGUUGGGAAUCGACCAUUGAAGGCUAAAGUUAAUAGAGGCCUACACCGCUCUAGACAGCCAGGCUGGUAAUACAGAGCCCGGCGAACUUAUGUGGUAGGGCGGCACGGGGCUGACGUAUCGGCCCAUCUGGCUAACGACCAAGAUUGAGAAAACCCGUGUAACAGCUGAAGUUGUUGGUUUUCUGGUCUGCGCUAGUGAAUUUGCUACCUGGUUGCUCAAUUUCCAGUUCUCAUUGCUGCCCAUCAAAGUCUUACGCCGGCGGCCGGCUACAACUGCUGGGUCCCUGUCUUCGCCAUGGCGGCGGUACAGGAGUCCCUGUCUGUGAUUGCACUCAUAUCUGGAGGAAAGGAUAGCUUCUACUCCAUCCUCCAUUGCCAGGCUAAUGGGCAUCGUGUCGUGGCACUGGCCAAUCUCUACCCGCCAGAAACAGUAGAGAAAGCCAGCACAGGCGUGGGGCAGAGUCAAACCCAGACCCAAGCUGGUGGUACUGGCUAUGGAAACGACGACGGUGAGACGGAUCUGAACAGUUUCAUGUAUCAGACCGUAGGUCAUCAGAUUAUCCCGUUGUACGCGCGGGCCACAGGUUUGCCGUUAUAUCGUCAACAGAUCGUGGGAACUGCGGUCCACCACGGCUUAAGCUAUGAGAAUCCAAGCCACAAGGCGCAUACGCAUGUGGCGUCCAGCGGUGAGAAGGAGCAAAACGCACAGCUAGAGCUAGAGCAUGAGCAAGAGCUUGAGGAUGAGACUGAGUCUCUAGUGCCGUUAUUACGUGCUGUCAUCAAGGCGCAUCCUGAGGCCAACGCUCUGUGCACAGGCGCCAUCUUAUCAACAUACCAGCGCACGAGAGUCGAGUCUGUAGCUCUGCGCUUAGGGCUAGUGCCUCUAUCAUAUUUAUGGCAGUUCACUGAGUUGCCUGCCACAGCCUCUAGAGGCCGCCACGAUCGAGACAUUGUCUUAACGGGGAUAGCCACGUGGAAUAGCCGUGACGCCAAGAGACGUCAAGGGAACUCAGUGCAAAAACCUGCCCGAGAAGAUGCUCGACUCCUACGUGACAUGGCCGCAGUUGGUCUCGAGACGCGCAUUGUCAAGGUCGCCAGUGCCGGCCUCGACGAGGACUUCCUCUGGGAAAAUGUGGCUAGCGAGGUUGGUGUGCGGCGUGUUGAGCGCGCUAUGCGCCGCUUCGGGGCUGCAGGUGGCCGGGGAUCCAUACUCGGCGAGGGUGGUGAGUUUGAGACCCUCGUGGUAGACGGCCCGCCUUCCCUCUUCAAGGGUCGUAUCAUUGUAUCGGACGAUGAUAGACGCAUCAUCCGUGAAGGAGGCGGGUGCGCUUGGCUCAGCUUUCGCCGCGCGGAUGUCGUGCUGAAGGAUUCGGUAGAGCGGACUGAUCAAUUGCCAAGCUUAGUAGAUGUCCGAGUUCCCGAUUUACUCGACCCCAGAUUUGAGGACUCUUUACGAUGCUUACUCGCAGAUGGUCAAGAGCCAAGGUUUGCCAAUGUGUCAUCAAGCGAUGGCCAGACCGAACCCACCGCCAAUUCCAUUUCGACUAGUAGUUCUUACUCAAUUCCAACGGACUUGCCGAGUUGUGAACUACCGCUGUCGCCGCGAUCCUUCUCAUCGUCGCAUGAAUGGUGCUAUCUCGGCAGCGGUGGGGCCGAAUCCUUCAACGUCGAAGCACAAACAGUCAGCAUCGUGAACCAGAUCCGUCGACAAUUGGAUGCGCACGCACUUUCUGCUGCGGCGAUAACAAACUCCGUGAUCGUCCUACGACAUAUGUCAGAUUUCCCACUCGUCAACAAACACUACGGUUCAUUAUUCCGCAAGCCCAACCCGCCGUCUCGGGUCACGAUAUCUUGCGGCAGUGAACUAUUACCAAAAGAUGCUGCUAUCGCAGUCUACUUAACGGUGCAACUAUGUUUGCAGCCACAUGAAAGACGAGGGCUUCAUGUCCAAUCACGCUCGUAUUGGGCGCCUGCUAAUAUUGGCCCGUACAGUCAAGCCAUUGCAUUCCCACUCUUGUCUCUGCCACCAGCUGAGGCCGUGACUAAGAAAGAUAUUGAAGAUGAAUCCAAUUUGCCAGUGUAUUCUGAUGUAUCAAGCUCACCUCUCGCCGUAUCUAUAGCUGGCCAGAUUCCCCUACUCCCUGCAUCUAUGGUAUUGCCUUCAUCGUCCACAAAAUAUAAUGUUGAACUACAAAUCACACUGGCUCUACAGCAUCUAUGGCGUGUCGGGAUUGAGAUGCAAGUCCGCUGGUGGACGAGCGUUGUCGCCUACUUCCCUGCUGCGGCAUCCGCCGAUACGAUGAAAUACCAGACCCUGCUUGCUGCAACUGUGUGGAAAACGGCUCACCUAUGGCCUGACUUGGACGACGGAGAUGACUCCGGUGAUGAACAUGAUAUGAGUGAUGAAGAUAAUGCUGGCCCGGAUAUCUGGGACCGGCGGUACAACGCUGAGUACAUGACUUAUAGUGGCGGCACUGAGGAGGAGUCUUUCCCGUUCUCUCUUCCGAAUUGGAGUGCUCUCAAAAGAUUGGUUGUCCACGAUGAUGGAGAUGAUUAUGACAAGAAAUCAUAUUUGAGGAACAAAGUAGAAAGCAUUCCAUUUUUCUUCGCUGCCGAGGUCGAGGAGCUUCCGCGUCAGGCUGGCGUCGAAUGGCAUGCACAUCUAGGUCUCGCAGAGCUACAGCCGGGAAGUGUCACGCUAUUUUCCGCCGCCGGUGACAAGAUCUCGUCUGGACAUGGUCUUCAUGAUUUAAAUCUCCAUCACGUUCUCGUCGACUCGGGAGAUGUAUUGUUCACACAGACAACCGCCGUUUUAGGAUCGCCAGUCAGCCAGGAUGAGACCCAUAUAAAUUCACUUUCCCUAGCUGUGCUUCGAAGUGUAUUCGCUGCUACCUCAGAAUCGCUCAAGAAAUCGUUAGGUCUUUCAUUGGGUCCGUCUUUCAAGCCAAAGAUCACCUACACUGACGCCGUCCAGCUUGGCGAAGAUGAUAGUCUAGAUGAUAUAGGGGUACUGAUUCCGUGCCGCUCGCUCUGGGACUCACGAGGCUACCGACUAAGUGUUGUGUCUAUAUUCGAGACAAGAGUAGUGAAGUCAAGAUAGAUCUUCAAUACUCGUUUUACCACUCAUUUGUCUUAUCUUAUAACUUCAAUUUGCCAAUAAGCAACAACAGAGUGUUGCGUAAACUUGAAGAAGCAACUGCAAGAGCGAAAGUACAUUAUUAUACCUCUAGACCAUGAGAUAUGAGGCACAGCUUCAAUAUGAGCCCUAUAACGUUCUGUUUGUUAGGACUCAUGAUAUUAUAAUUCUCGCGUAUCAUGGUUAAGAUACAGUUCUCUUCUACCAGGUAUACCUAGGGGUGCACACAAGUCACAUUAAAACCUUCUGACCUUUUCGACACCAAUAUUUUCCUCCCUGGUGGGAUCCCCUGAUAGCCCUCCAUAGUUCUUGAGUAACGGGGGCGUGUUUACCAGCACGAGCCUUGCACAGGUCGAUCUCAGCCUUGUAAGCUAAGGAUCACUUUUUGAGGGAAGACACUCUCGUGGCUCAAUGUACAAGGCGUCUGCGCAGUACAUAUGUCACGCUGCACAUUAAUCUCAGCAUGCCAGAGUUGAGAAAGCUGCACAAAGCAGCUAGUAUCACGCUCAGUUCACUUUAGUACAAGGCCAAGAGCAAAAUACAUAAAGCAAAUGAAUACCCAACGGGAAUGACAUCCCAGGCCAUGGGUGCAAUGGACGUUAUAUGUUACGCUUACUCCUUGUUCCGGUUA
Messenger RNA from Xylaria bambusicola, 3810 nucleotides. RefSeq lists its product as uncharacterized. Lineage: Eukaryota; Fungi; Ascomycota; Sordariomycetes; Xylariales; Xylariaceae. Bases 339 to 3143 code for a protein of 934 amino acids. Gene Ontology annotation, molecular function: diphthine-ammonia ligase activity. The transcript is spliced from 2 exons. Gene Ontology annotation, biological process: protein histidyl modification to diphthamide. The record is from RefSeq and is a predicted model, not a curated record.